Messenger RNA from Physella acuta, 3942 nucleotides. RefSeq names its product frizzled-2. NCBI's taxonomy places the organism in Eukaryota, Metazoa, Mollusca, Gastropoda, Physidae. Gene Ontology annotation, biological process: canonical Wnt signaling pathway; non-canonical Wnt signaling pathway. Gene Ontology annotation, cellular component: plasma membrane. Gene Ontology annotation, molecular function: Wnt-protein binding; Wnt receptor activity. The record is from RefSeq and is a predicted model, not a curated record.
UCGUAGAGAGUGGUAGGCCAAAGCUACUGUGAGAUUUAGGAAUUUUUGUCUGGAGGUUUAUCUCUUUCUCUCUCGUUGUGAAGUGAAAACCGUGUUAUUGUUGUCAUUUAAUCUAGCGUAACACGUUUAUUCGAUCAUAUUAGGUCACCAUAAACCGGAAGAGGGAUUUACUAUUUCAAACAUGUUUCCUCCAAGGUAGUUUGACGGACACUUCGAGUGAAUAUUUCAUCGCGAGUUGCUGUUCCUCUUUGUUGACUAGAGGGCUCGUUUUAAAAAUAAAAUACUCAACAUGGCGGCUUCUCGGCCUGCAAGAACCUCUUCGAUUUCUGUGUUCAGUGUGCUUCUCAUUAUUUCUGUUUUACUGGACGUACGCGUUUACGUGGAUGGUAGUCAGUAUUUUAAGGAAACAGAGUACGUAGCCACACAUGGCAAGUGUGAAAAAAUCACCAUUCCAUUGUGUAAGGACAUACAGUACAACGAAACGAUAAUGCCAAAUCUUCUGAACCAUCAGAAACAGGACGAUGCCGGGCUGGAAGUCCAUCAGUUUUUUCCUUUGGUGAAGGUCCAGUGCAGUAAGCAGUUGAAGUUCUUCUUGUGCACAAUGUAUGUCCCAGUAUGCACGGUCUUAGAAGAGGCCAUCCCACCGUGUAGGACUCUCUGCAACGAAGCCAGAACGGGCUGUGAGAGUCUGAUGAACAAGUUCGGAUUCGAGUGGCCCGACACCCUGAGGUGCGACCAGUUCCCACCCUCUGGAUUAUGUGUUGGAGAAAACAACACGGAGCCCACAGAGCCGUCUAAAGGCCCACCGAAUGGACAAGUUAGUGGACCAAGCAGCGGCAGUGGUGGACAAUCCACUACACCGAAGGAGGAAGCCACACGUAACUUAGGCUUCCGUUGUCCCUCAGUGCUUCAAGUUCCGAAUGGCUUUGAUUACCACCUCAAAGUUGGAGAUGAACUGGAGAAGAACUGUGGAGCACCGUGUUACGAUAUGUUCUUCGAUAACAACCAGCGGGAGUUCGCAAGAUGGUGGAUUGGAAUCUGGUCUUGCGUCUGCUUGGCCUCGACUCUUUUCACAGUUCUCACGUUCCUGAUUGACAUGCAGAGAUUUCGGUACCCGGAGCGGCCAAUCAUAUUUCUGUCUGGAUGUUACUUCAUGGUGGCUAUGGCGUAUGUUGUGGGUUUUGCCCUGAGGGAGAAAAUAUCUUGCAAUGACCCUUUCGAACCACCAAACAGCAACACGGAGCCAAACAGAAUGCUGCAGGUUGUCACACAGGGCACUAAGAAAGAAGGCUGCACCAUCCUGUUUAUGAUGCUUUACUUCUUCAGCAUGGCAAGCUCCAUCUGGUGGGUUAUCCUGACCUUGACCUGGUUCCUUGCCGCAGGGAUGAAAUGGGGCCACGAGGCCAUCGAAGCCAAUUCUCAGUAUUUUCAUCUAGCCGCUUGGGCAGUCCCUGCCAUCAAAACAAUCGCCAUCCUGGCCAUGGGCCAGGUUGAUGGUGAUAUUUUGAGCGGUGUCUGCUACACCGGUAUCUUCGACGUCGACGCGCUCCGGGGUUUCGUUCUGGCUCCCCUCGUUGUGUAUCUCAUCAUUGGUACCUCUUUCCUCCUCGCUGGGUUCGUCUCACUUUUCCGCAUCCGCACGAUCAUGAAGAGUGAUGGCACUAAAACAGACAAGCUCGAGAAGCUCAUGGUCCGUAUUGGAAUCUUCUCAGUCCUCUACACUGUCCCUGCUACAAUUGUCAUCGCCUGCUACUUUUACGAACAGGCCUUCAGGGAUAAGUGGAUGGUCACAUGGCAUGCUACAAGAUGCACCGACUUUCACAUUAAUUGUCCAGCUGGCAUCAGUUCAAAACCCUGGCCAGAUUUUAAUGUGUUUAUGAUCAAAUACCUGAUGACUGUGAUUGUGGGUAUCACCUCUGGUGUCUGGAUCUGGACUGGGAAAACUUUCCUGUCCUGGAGGACUUUCUCAAGUCGUAUAUUUGUACGCAGGAACAAUGAAUCUGUGGUGUAAUCGUAAACUCGUGUAUGGUCACAAGAGUCCAGUGGGCGUGCAUGAAGCGUAAGUGAAAAUGUUUGUGUGUGGGUAAGUAUGUCUGUCUGGAUUACAGGAUAUUCGUCUUUUUGUAAGAAGGCAAGUGGAUAUAUACACAUUUAAACAAACUUGCAAGGGUUAAGUCAGCAGAAUAUUACUUGGAAGAAGUUUUGACGGUUCAAUAUUUUUUUGUAAUGACAAAUUUUUUUUUUCGUAUUUCUGUUGAUCUGUACAUAGUACUACCUUGUAGCUGGAUUAUGUGCUAGAUAAGAUUGGAUUAUUUACUGGAUUAUGCUGUCAGAGCUCAACAUGUUCUGUCACGGUUAUUGUUCUGAUUCAUCAUCAAAGGAUUGGAUUUUAAAGUUACUUAACUGUGACAGUGUGAACUAAAUUCUCAGUUCUUUGGUUGGAUCAAUAUGUGGAUGUUUUCCAUCCAUUAAUUAUGGUUUAAGCCUAAAGGCACUGCUUUUUUUUUUUAUCUUUGCAUCUUUUUCAAUUACUGGCGUCUAAGAAUGUGUUGUGUGAACUUCUUUAUAAAACUUACAGUAGUUUUGGCUUGUAAAUGGCUGCUUGUUUAAUUAUAAGGAAAGAGCGGUAGCUGCCAUUUCGGAACAGUCAAGUAUAUGAUGCACCAUUACUUUGUUGUUCUUUUUUGGAGAUGAUUUACAAAUAGUGUAUGUGUAAACAUAAAUUCUUCUUGCAGUUUUAAAAUUAACAUAUCCAAAAUUUUGACUUGCAUGGUGAGUUUUUUACUGUUUUUUUUUGUUUCCUUAUUCGUGCAGAAAUCAUAACAGUAACCAUUAUUUACUUUUUGUUGUAAUUCUACUCUAUCUGAUCUCCAUUUCGAAGACUUGCAAGUCGAAGUACUCAGAUUUAUAAUUUUAAUUAAUUUUUUUAAAUAAAUUGUAAAAAGACAAUCAUGUUCUAGAUUGUUGUUUGAUCAAAACACGUUUUAUAUUUUUUUUAACUAAGUUUUUUUUCCUUCAGUAUACAGCUCAUGACAUUUUGCUACACAUUUAUCUAUGAACACAGACAUCAGGCAUGGUUACUUAAUGUUUCACUCUCUUUCUCUCUCUCCAGUAACAUUCAAUUGUAGCUAACUUCCUGUUUUGUUUAUUUACCACUACUGUGAUUUAAUUGUAAUAGGUAGUUGAGACUAAGCAAAAAAAUAAAUAAUGGCAUUUUUUAAAGUGUUUCUAAAAAUAAGAAGCGAGAGGCACUGUAUAAAAGUUAUUAAAAAAAAGUCAUAUGUGCUGUUACCACUGUAGUUUUUAAAAAGUUAGUGGAAUGAAUGAAAGGUGAUUAUGAAAGAAAAAGUGCUACCUCAAUUCUAUUAAACAGUUUUAUACCUUGACCAUUUGUUUGUUAUUUCGUAUGUCAAACUUGCAUUUGAGGCAAAUGGUUAGAUAACAAUUGUUUAGUGGAAUAUAGCAAUGCUUUAUCGAUUAAGAGUAGCCUAUUCAAUUAAAACAGUUUGUCCUUCUAUUUUCCUUCCAGCUAAAUUAAGCUAUUUAGAUAAAUUUAACACAAAGCUGACUAAAAAAUAUAGUAUUGGUAGUUUUCACAUAAAUUAAAAUAAUUUAAAUGGGUACAUUAACAUUCCAAAUUAGCACAGUUUUUUUUCUUAAAAAAGAACUUGCUUUGGAAUUUCAAAUGAGUGGGUGUGGUUUUAAAUACUACUUUCAUAAACCUAAUUCUGAACUUUCCUGAACCUUGUUAAUAUUAUUCAACAUGUCUGGGUUGAUUAAAAAAAAUCUGUUCUUUGCAUUCAGUUUUUAAAGUGAUGAAAAUGAUUUACAUUUCAAUUAAAUUAAUGGUUCAUGACAACAGUAACCAUAGUAAGUAAAUAUUUUUAGUUUGUUUAGAACAUUUACAAAGGAAUUACAUGUAACAUCGUUUAUAGUUGGGUU